Meira miltonrushii is the source of this 1850-nucleotide messenger RNA. Its product is annotated as MFS general substrate transporter. Gene Ontology annotation, molecular function: transmembrane transporter activity. The transcript has a single exon. The record is from RefSeq and is a predicted model, not a curated record. Lineage: Eukaryota; Fungi; Basidiomycota; Exobasidiomycetes; Exobasidiales; Brachybasidiaceae. The coding region runs from base 311 to 1768 and encodes 485 amino acids. Gene Ontology annotation, biological process: transmembrane transport.
UCGGAGUUUAAUCUUGCUUGUAAUUCUCCGAAUGAUGAAUGCAGGGUGAACAUUAAGCGAUUGCAAGUUUUAAAAUUCUUAUCGCUCUUUUUUUUCGGAUACAAGCAUUAUACAUACGCCAACACACAGCCAUUCCGUCAAAGGAUGAGGAGUCAAUAGAACUCAUAUCAAAAUUUGAAUCGGUCAGUCCGAGUUUCCUUUUCUUUGUGCGUCAAGUAUAUAAAGAAGCAAUUUGUUCUUCACUAACAGUCGGAAAGGGACAAAUCUUCUCAUAUACGUCUCACAUCGUGACCACUUCAAAGGCUACGACAUGUCAAGCAACGUAACGUUGGCUUCCAAUCACAGUCGUGAAGACUUGGAAAAAGUCAAGAUGGCCGAACAAUCUUCAGCGGCUCAAAGUAGCCAUGGCGAAGAAGAGCUUGAUAGGGAUCACAUUCAAGAUCCAAAUUUGAUCACAGAAGAAGAUGAAGGUAAUUCUGAGCCAGCGAAUAUCGAAGGAGAAAAGGUUGCCAAAUCCGGUAAGCGAACAAGCAAUUGGGAAGCAUCAGGUGUUGUACUAGGUACAUUCCUGGCAAACUUUAUUUCUGUAGGAACGGCAAAUACGUUAGGUGUCAUUUUACACGGAGAAGAAUACGAUCCAUCUUCACCUUUCUUGGAUGUAAGUUUAUUCAAAAUGGGUUUCGUUGCUGGGACAGCAGUAGGUUUCAGCUUUUGUAUCGGACCAUUUUCAAAUUUCUUGAUUACUCGUUUUGGCGUUCGUGCACCUGUUGCACUGGGUGUUUUCUUGAUGGUUUUCGCGCUUGAAAUGGCAAGUUUGUCACAUCAAUUUUGGCAAUUGUUACUCAGUCAAGGUAUUUUAUGGGGUAUUGGAUCAAGCAUGUGUUUUGUUCCCGCAAUCGGAUUACCAAGUCAAUGGUUCAGUAAAAGACGUGGAAUUGCAACCGGAAUCGCAAGUUCAGGCGCACCUGUUGGAGCAAUGAUUCUAUCUCCCGUUUUCCAGACCGUGAUUGAUAAAUUAGGCGUUCGGUGGGCAUUGCGAAUACUAGGAUUCAUCUUAUUGGGUCUAGGAAUAAUUACCGUUCUUUUGGUUCAUCCUAAAAGAAGGAAAGAUGGUUCAAUCUUGGUAUCAAGGUAUAAGGUCUUUGAUACGGAAAUCGUUCUCACACGCGGAUAUGCGAUUUAUAUGGCUUUCGCUUUCCUUCAAACUUUUGGAUAUGCAACUCCAAUUUUAACACUUCCCAAUUAUGCAAGCACGAUCGGUCUAACAGCUAAACAAGGUGCAAAUGUUAUCGUUAUUUUGAAUGCUGGUAACUUUAUCGGUCGAGUCAGUGCAGGUCAAUUAGGCGAUCGAUUAGGAGCACUGAAUAUAUUAUCGGUGUACACAUUCUUUGCUGGGUUCGUAUGUGUCGUUGGAUGGUACUUCACCCGAACAUUUGCCGGAUUAUCUGCAUUUGCCUUCUUUUGGGGAUUAGGAGCUGGUGGCUAUUGGGCUUUAACGGUGCCAUGUACAGCACGUAUCGUUGGUCUGCCCAGAUUAGGAUCAGCGGUUUCGAUCAACUUUUUGAUGAACUUUAUUCCACCAAUUUUUGCAAGUUCUAUAGGAACUGGAUUUAUCAAUCAUACAUCCAAGAUGCUUGGUGUGAGCACACAUGAUCCAAUCGCAUUUCGUUAUUUGAUUGUUUGGUCAGGAUUGGUGUAUAUGGUGCCUGCAUUAAUGUUGGUUGUUGUUCGAUUCAUGAUGGAUCCAAAGCUGAUCAAAAAGGUUUAAUUUCUAUGCUUUUCAAUAGAGUAUAUUUUAUUGUAUAUUAUUUUAAUGAUUCAUUGAUGACUAUUUCUGAUCAUGUCCGGCU